CCUUUCUUCCUUGCCUAAAAACCUGAUAUUGGUAACUCGCACCCCAUUUAUUAUCACCUGCAACAAUUCUUUUGGUCAAACAAAAAAUUGUUUUUUUUUUUGACACAAAAUCUACACCCACUGGGAAGAUAAAAAAUCAUCUCCUCCGAUUGCAAAGUCUGGAAUUAUGGAAGUGCUUUCCCCAUAUUUCCCUCAAGAGGAGGCAGAAACAAGUCUUCUGCAUGUUGAAGAACCAAACCUUCUGAAACUUCCAGCACAAGUUCAAGCUGAAAAUCCACAAGGUGAUGGCACUGAAAGCCACGAUGGAGGUCAAUGGGCCGUUGAGGAUAUGUCAACUUCUAUAGCACAUUUUUCUACGGAUGCAUAUCGUGAAUAUGAAGAGGAUGGUCGAAAAUUGUCCUCUUGUUCCCAUGAAUCGGAUGAUGAAAACACAGAGAGCUCACAGCCGUUUGUAAAUGCAAUUGAAAGCGAGAAACUAAAUAAUAACCAUGAGGGAGAAGCCGUUCCAUGUGAAACCCCAUUGCUAGAAAGAGAUGAAACUUCAGCAGUAUGGGUAAAGUGGAGGGGUAGGUGGCAAGCAGGAAUCAAAUGUGAGAGAGCUGAUUGGCCAUUGUCAACUAUGAGAGCAAAACCAACACACGACAGGAAAAAGUAUCUUGUGAUUUUCUUUCCCCGGACCCGCAACUUUUCAUGGGCUGAUGUGUUUCUGGUUUGCCCAAUAAAUCAAUUUCCAGAGCCCAUUGCAUAUAAGACACAUAAUGUUGGAGUUAAAAUGGUCAAAGAUCUGACUCUUCCUCACCGUUUCAUCGUGCAAAAGCUUGCUGUUGGCAUACUUAAUAUCUUUGAUCAGUUACAUAGACAGGUUCUUGUGGAAACCGCUCGCAAUAUAGUGGUAUGGAAGGAAUUUGCAACAGAGGCUUCCCGGUGUAAAGACUAUCCUGAUAUUGGAAGGAUGCUUUUGAAAUUUCAAGAUAUCAUACUUCCAUGUUACAAAAGUUCGCUUUGGCUGGAAAAGUCGCUGCAGUCUUGGGUUCAACAGUGUCAGAAUGCAAACAGUGCAGAAGCCACGGAAAUGCUGAAGGAGGAAAUGGUUGAUUCUAUUCUUUGGAAUGACAUAAGUGCUCUCCCCAGUGAUCCUGCCCAUCUUGAACUUAACAUGGAAUGGAAGAACUACAAGCAAGAGGCUAUGAAAUGGUUUUCAGUUUCAAACCCUGUAUCAACAACCGUUGGAAGCUUGCAAAAACUGAGUUCUGAUAGCAGCAGCGUAUUGGAGGAGGUUGGAAAUCAGCAGUGCAAGAAGAGGCCCAAACUCGAAGUCAGACGCGCUGAUGCACAUCCUUUGCAGCAGGCUGGCCAUGAAUCGGGUGUAACUCAAAUCGGCUCUAGUUUCUUUGACGGCUGUGAUGCUUUGGAUAACACUUCAUUAGAUUCUGAGCAUACAAAGGAUAAUUCUGUGUUGACACCUAAAUCUGAUAAGGGGUUGAAUAAGAACCGCCAAUGUAUAGCUUUCAUUGAAGCUAAGGGGAGGCAGUGUGUGAGAUGGGCGAAUGAUGGUGACGUCUAUUGUUGUGUUCAUUUGGUUUCCCGUUUUGCAACAACCCCUUCAAAAACUGAAGGAACACCCUUUGAGGUGGGAAUGUGUGAAGGCACCACCGUUCUCGGGACUAAAUGCAAACACCGUUCCCUCAUUGGCUCAUCUUUCUGCAAGAAGCAUGGGCCCAAGAGUGGUGAUAUUAAAAAUUUGUCCUUUAGCUCGCCCGAGAUUAAACUUACCAAGAAGAGAAAACAAGAAGAGAUCCUUGAUGUGGAUCCCAUCUCGGUCAUAGGUGGAAACAGCUUAGUUCCAAUGUCCGAGUAUCAUCAUCAUCCUCAUCCAAAAGAGUAUAGCAACAAUACUGAUGAAGUGCUGAUGUGCGUGGGUUUGUGGGCCCAAGAUGGUGGGGAACCUUGUUCGGAAACUGCAAAGCGGCAUACGUUAUACUGCGAUAAGCACCUGCCAAGCUGGCUUAAGCGUGCAAGGGACGGUAAGAGUAGGAUAAUCUCAAAGGAAGUGUUUGUUGAGCUUCUUAGGAGUUGUGGUCAGUCAAGGGAGAAAAAGCUUCAUUUGCAUCAAGCUUGUGAGCUGUUCUACGGGCUAUUAAAAACCCUUCUUUCCAGGCGAAAUGUGGUCCCAAAAGAAGCCCAGUUUCAGUGGGCCAUAACCGAGGCUUCUAAAGACGUGAGUGUUAGGGAAUUCUUGUUGAGACUGGUUUUUGGCGAGAAAGAGAGGAUAAAGAGGCACUGGGGCUUCAGCUUUAACGAAUCAGGAACUGCUAAUAUUCAGGAGGAGGAUGGGAGUGUUAUUAGGUGCAAAAUUUGCUCAGAAGCAUUUUUGAAUGACCAAGAACUCGGUACACACUGGAUGGAUAACCAUAACAAGGAAGCUCAAGGGCUCUUCAGGGGUUAUGCUUGUGCAAUAUGCCUUGAUUCUUUCACUGACAAAAAGGUUCUGGAAUCUCACGUGCAGGAGAGGCACCACGUGGAGUUUGUUGAACAGUGCAUGCUUUUCCAAUGCAUUCCCUGCAGUAGCCAUUUUGGAAACCAAGAACAAUUAUGGUCUCACGUGCUUUCUGUACAUCCUUCCAACUUCAGGCUCUCAAACCCUCAUCCUCAUCCUUAUCAAGCUUCUCAACCAUCUGGGAGUGAAGAUCUUUCGCUGGAUGCUGUUGAGAAGGAGGGUGGAAAGUCAGUAGUGUCUGUAGAGAAUAUCAACUCUGAAGGUCAAAAAUUCACAUGUAAAUUUUGUGGCCUCAAGUUUGAUUUGCUGCCUGAUCUUGGUCGACAUCAUCAAGCCGCUCAUAUGGGUCCCAGUCUUGUCGCCUCACGUCUCUCAAAGAGAGGCAUCCGUUUUUAUGCCUAUAAGCUGAAAUCCGGACGGCUUACCCGCCCAAAAUUCAAGAAAAGUCUGGCUUCUGCAGCUUCGUAUAGAAUCAGGAGCAGAAGUGCGCAGACUAUUAAAAAGCGCAUCCAGUCAGCAAAUCCAGCUGGCACUGUGGUGCGUCUAAGUAUACCCCCAGAGGCCUCCUCUAGCCUUGACAACUUGGGUCAUGACCAAUGCUUGACUAUUGCAAAGAUAUUGUUUGCUGAGAUGAAGAAAACAANUUCUUGAAUUUUGGGCGGGUAAGCCGUCCGGAUUUCAGCUUAUAG
Cuscuta campestris is the source of this 3186-nucleotide messenger RNA. NCBI's taxonomy places the organism in Eukaryota, Viridiplantae, Streptophyta, Magnoliopsida, Solanales, Convolvulaceae. The record is from the annotation of a GenBank genome assembly.